UCUUCUUGUAGGUACGGUGAUUCUAGGGUUGCAUCCCCUGCUCCGAUUGAUUCCGUUUGAUCUAUUAUGCGUCUCUAUUUGCUUGCAUUUGUGAUUCGAUUAGGUCGUCUUCAUCUAUUUGCCGAUUUUGACUGUGAUUCCAUUCUGUUUUCUGGAUGAUUUAGUUCAAGCGGUUUCGUCGAACUCGUCCGCGGCGACGACACCACUCCCUCCUCCGCCGGGGUGCGCUUGCGCCAGGACUCCGCCGGGGCGCGCUUGCGCUAGGAGCCUGCGGCGGCGAGGUGCUGCGCCAGGAGCGCAGGGUGCUACUGCGAUGGCAAGGAAGAGAUCUAGGGAUUUUAUUGACAUUGGUAGCACACACGAAUCUGAUGGUGAUGAAAUUGAAGAUAUCUCUGAUUCUGUGCCUGACAGUGAGAGUAAUGGUUUUUCAAGACUCUGAAUAUCAAUCUUCCAGUAGUGAUGAAAGAAUCAAAAUUGCUGCCUACAAGGAAGUUCUUAAGAAUUACAAUGAACUCAAGAUUUUGAAGAAGAAGCUUGCAAAGACUAUAACUCAUGAGGAGGCAAAGAAACAUAAUUCUUCUACAAGACCCAAAGAAGUUUUUACUAGAUUUUCGGUUACCAGCUUCUCAUCUGUUUUGGAAUCUCUUUCGGCUGAUGAUCGCAAAGUUAUUGAUAAAUAUGGAUUGGGUUCUCUUUUGUUGUUUGAAAAGUGUUUUGUUCCUAACAAGUUCAUCAAGUGGGUAGCACAACUAGUGAAUUAUAGGUCAGCUGAUAUAGUUUUUGAUGGCAAGGUUAUCUCUCUUAAAAAAGAAUCUGUUCAUUUGGUUCUUGGCCUCCCAAUUGGUGCCACACCUUUUCCUUCUGAUUCGUCCAGUUGUAAAGCUAUUGUCUUGUCAAUGUUUGAGAAGCAGUCCAUUCCUGCAGUGUCCUUUUUUGCCAACAAAAUCACCAACCAUGAAACAAAGUCUGAUGAAGAGUUGGUUACCUGUUUUGCUCUUGUUGCUCUGAGCAGUUUUCUCUGUGCUAACACUUCAAAUGUUCCAUGCUAUCAAUACUUUGGUAUUUUUGAGAAUAUUGAUAAUCUCAAAGAGUUUGAUUGGUGUGGAUAUAUUUUGGAUUGGUGUGGAUAUUACAUUAAUUAA
Messenger RNA from Panicum virgatum (switchgrass), 1142 nucleotides. RefSeq lists its product as uncharacterized. The transcript has 5 exons. Bases 369 to 1142 code for a protein of 257 amino acids. The record is from RefSeq and is a predicted model, not a curated record. NCBI's taxonomy places the organism in Eukaryota, Viridiplantae, Streptophyta, Magnoliopsida, Poales, Poaceae.